This is a messenger RNA of Astyanax mexicanus (Mexican tetra), 3901 nucleotides long. It is a transcript of the gene csnk2a4, whose product is annotated as casein kinase 2, alpha 4 polypeptide. The transcript is spliced from 13 exons. Gene Ontology annotation, molecular function: protein serine/threonine kinase activity; ATP binding. The record is from RefSeq and is a predicted model, not a curated record. Bases 252 to 1430 code for a protein of 392 amino acids. Gene Ontology annotation, biological process: protein phosphorylation. Lineage: Eukaryota; Metazoa; Chordata; Actinopteri; Characiformes; Acestrorhamphidae. Gene Ontology annotation, cellular component: nucleus; cytosol; protein kinase CK2 complex.
UAGCCCCGUUCAGCUCUGGCCGCUCUCUCUGUAGCAGCUGAGCUCCGGAUGCUCCGAGUGCCAUAUUGUCUCCUAGUCCGAAAAAUAACCCGUUUUUACGGCUGAGGCGAGGAGGAGAGCGCCGCCGGUCCUCUGAGGAAGAGGUUUCAGCUGAUAUAGUUCUACAGGGAGCUGUUUAGAGGUGCUGCUGUCCCCUGUGGUCCCCUGUGGCCCCCUGCAGACCUCUCCCUACCUCUGCCAAGCUGUCGGACAUGUCGGGACCGGUACCGAGUCGGGCCCGCGUUUACACAGAGGUGAACACACACCGGCCCAGGGAGUACUGGGAUUAUGAGUCCCACGUCGUUGAGUGGGGAAAUCAGGAUGACUUCCAGCUAGUCCGUAAAUUGGGACGAGGAAAGUACAGUGAAGUGUUUGAGGCGAUCAACAUCACAAACAAUGAGAAGGUGGUGGUGAAAAUUCUCAAGCCUGUAAAGAAGAAGAAAAUAAAGCGCGAGAUAAAGAUCCUGGAGAAUCUGCGUGGAGGACCCAAUAUCAUCUCCCUUAUAGAUAUUGUCAAAGACCCAGUGUCCCGAACACCUGCCUUGGUUUUUGAACAUGUGAACAACACUGACUUUAAGCAAUUGUACCAGACACUGACAGAUUACGACAUUCGAUUCUACAUGUAUGAAAUCCUGAAGGCUCUUGAUUACUGCCACAGCAUGGGCAUAAUGCACCGGGACGUGAAACCGCACAACGUCAUGAUCGAUCAUGAACACAGGAAGUUGCGUCUCAUUGAUUGGGGUCUGGCUGAGUUUUACCACCCGGGGCAGGAGUACAAUGUCCGGGUGGCUUCUCGCUACUUCAAGGGACCGGAGCUUCUGGUUGACUAUCAGAUGUAUGACUACAGUCUGGACAUGUGGAGUCUUGGCUGCAUGUUGGCCAGCAUGAUCUUUAGGAAGGAGCCCUUUUUCCACGGUCAUGAUAACUAUGACCAGUUGGUCAGAAUAGCCAAAGUCCUUGGAACUGAAGACCUCUAUGAUUACAUCGACAAAUACAACAUAGAACUUGAACCACGCUUCAAUGAUAUUCUAGGAAGGCAUUCCCGUAAGCGAUGGGAGCGUUUCGUGCACAGCGAGAACCAGCACCUGGUUAGUCCUGAGGCUCUAGACUUUCUGGAUAAGCUGCUGCGGUAUGACCAUCAGGCCAGACUGACUGCGCGAGAGGCCAUGGAGCACCCUUACUUCUAUCCUGUUGUAAAGGACCAGUCUCGGAUGGUGGGCUCUACUAAUGUGCCAGCAGCGAACACUGCAGUGAGCGCAGCCAGUAUGAUCACAGGUAUCGCCGCACUUCCAGCCUCCACAGCCCUCGGCCCACUGGCGGGUUCUCCCGUCCUCUCAGCUGCCAACAACCUGAGUGCCCCGGUGCCGGCUGCCGCGGGCGUCCCUCAGUGAUGCCGUUUCGUGCCUGUUUCCUCACCUCACCGCAGCCUGGGACCAGGUGAUGAGUGAAUGCCAGUUCGCCAGUCCACACCCACCAUCUCCUGGCUCAGUCCUGUGGAGACCUCUGGGACGAUGUUUUUUGAAAGGUGUCCCAAAACCACACCCCCUUCAAACCCCAACCAAACUCCACCCAACCACCUCAACCAAACUGAACCCCACCCACCCUAGUAAUCUUCACCUCAAGUUAAACGAACUGUGUACCUGUUUAACAGUUUACUUGACCACAUGAACCGUUCGGACUACUGUGUGCGUGCUCGUGUGCGUGAUGCAUACAGAUAUUUCGUUCUUGAGGCAAAUUGGGUGCUGAAGUGUAACGUGGGCCACGAGACUUCACUCGUUGUUCCAAAAGCAUUAGUCGCACUAAUAAUAAUAAUAAUAAUAAUAAUAAUAUUAAUAAUGAUGAUUAUGAUGAUACUGAUGUUAAGCACAUUUUCCCACCAUGACCUACAAAGUAGCCAAGCAACCAAUCAACACGAGCAUGCUUAGCUUUUACUUUAGAGAGGGAAGACGGAGCGCUUUGGACCAAAUGGAGGAGCACACUGCGUCAUACUUUCACGUUCAGAUGCAUUAAGUGUUUAGAAGUGACAUAAUGUUGAUCAGUUGGAUCAGUUUACAGUGUUAAUAUACACAGAUCAAGCAUAACAUUAUGACCAUGUCCUUGUUUCUACACUCGUUAACCUUUUUUGUUUGUUUAGCGUUUAGGUGGUGGGUUAUUCUCAGCACUGCAGUGACACUAGUUGAUAUUAGUGUGAAGAACCCCUGUAUGUGCUGUAUGCGUCACAGACCUUUUAAAAGCUGUGUAAAGUUCUUUACAGCACCCUCUGUUCACUUUAACUCGUUAAUUUCCUAAGUGACAGUGAACAUACUGAAAGCAUCACAGGACGGUGUGUGAAUGGGUUCAUUCAUCUGACCUUAUUUACAGAGACUUUACUCCUUUUAAAAUGAAACUAACGCUUUAUUUGCUUCUACAGAUCUGUUUACAACAAUUUAACCAUGCCUGCCUGCAAUAGGAAACAAACAUGGAACAUGAACUGUUCACUGAAUUUCUUAUUCAAUUUUGAAAUCGGUAUCAGUAUUCAAAAAUGGCUCUCUGCUCUUAUGGGUUGAACACCUCAAUGUCACUGCAGGACAGACAAUAGUCCACCAACAGCAUCCUUUGGGCACAGAUAAAGUACUAGACGACGGCACAAACUGUUCAACAGAUUGAGAGCUUCUGUCUCUGACUUUACUUUAGCUAAAAGGUUAACACCUCAUACACCACCAUGCCACUGCACUCUCUUAGAAGUGCUGAGAAUUACCCAUCACGCAAAUAUAGCUCCUCUGUGGUGGGCCGGGGGGGGGGGGCCAUACCAUUUGAAGAACAGUCGGAAAGGAGAAGUAUUUUGAACUACAGCGUUUCCUGAAUGAUCAGUGUAGCUGCAAAAAUGUAUAAUGGGUGUAGAAAGAAAAAAGGUGUUAACAUUAUACUUGAUUGGCGUAAUAUACAAGACAAAGAUGAAAAAAAAAAAAACAGAUCCUUGAUCAGCACAUUUUUCCGCCUUUGACAAGUCCUGAUCGUUCUGGUGCUGUACCUCUGCAGUCGUGUUGCAUUUGACAACACUCGACUUUCAUUAGUACUCAUGACCUUAACUCCGCAUCAUGUAUGGAGAUGUUGAUAUGGCAUAAUCUCUUAACAGCUUAAUUUGGAGCGUUGGAAGGGGCGGUCCAUUUAACAUUAAUAUGAAUUGGGUCUGUCGCGAUAAAGACGUUAUCAACUUAACGUACAAUAUAUGAAUUAUACCUAUCCUAGACUAUUAUUGAUUAAACGUUUAUUGUCCUAAAAAGUGUGUAAUUGCAUUAUUAUGCUAUUAUACUGUAUUACCAUUAUAUUAGUUGUAUAAAAUGAUUUUAAAAUGACUAUCGUUUAUAGCAAAAUAAAUUUUUGCAACAAGCUUAGUCCUGAUGUUUAGAAAUGUUGGUGUUUGUUGGAGAACGUGUUCUGGGCUGGUGAAUCUGGUCUCAGAUGGUUCUGAACUGAGAUCGUUUGGCAUGGUUCCAGUCUCCAGUAGCAGGAAAGAGUUCUUAGUCUGUUCUCCACGUUCUGCAAUAUUUAAUUUCUUUUACCACAGCAGUUCCUGACCAUGUGAUCAGUUUCAGUUCCCCAUUUGGUGCGACAUCUCUCGGACUUCUGAUAGCUAAAUAUUUUAUUUUUGGAAUUAGAGUUCUGAAUUAUGGAUAUUUGUUUAUUUCAGUACUGAUGUACAACCCUGAUCUAAAUAUAUGUAAAUGAAUUUCCCCAUGGCGAGCCGAUUGGACCUGAAGAAAUUCACGCAUCCUCCUGAAAAUUACAGUACGAGUCUUAAACAUGGUUGUACAUAUGUGUAUGUCCUAAUGUAGAUGAGUAGUAUUUCAGGAUAUUUGUGUAAAUAAACGUGUUUUAUUUA